Cyphellophora attinorum is the source of this 372-nucleotide messenger RNA. RefSeq lists its product as uncharacterized. The transcript is spliced from 2 exons. Bases 1 to 372 code for a protein of 123 amino acids. Lineage: Eukaryota; Fungi; Ascomycota; Eurotiomycetes; Chaetothyriales; Cyphellophoraceae. The record is from RefSeq and is a predicted model, not a curated record.
AUGUCGCCAACGAAGACGUCGAAAGUCGAGAUCCUCGAGGCGAUGGUCUUCCUCCUUGAACGCAAACUCAAGCCCACCAACCAGAAUGUUGCUGAUUUGGUCGGCUGUGGCAGGAGUACUGCACAAAACCACCUAGCCGAGAUCCGUCGCAAGCUGAAGAAGAAGUACGCGCACGCAGCUGGAGAAACCUCUGGCACCUCCGGCAUCGAGAAGUCGCUUGGUCGUCACAAAACGCCAGCCCCAGAGUUCGCGCCAGACGAAGACGAGGAAGACGACGUCAAUGUUCAGAUUACCAAGGAGGAAGACGAAGAGUUGAAGGAUGUUAUUAUCAAGCAUGAGGCCGACAACUUCGUCGACUUGACCGAUGACUGA